This is a messenger RNA of Drosophila serrata, 4066 nucleotides long. It is a transcript of the gene Reph, whose product is annotated as Regulator of eph expression. The record is from RefSeq and is a predicted model, not a curated record. Lineage: Eukaryota; Metazoa; Arthropoda; Insecta; Diptera; Drosophilidae.
CAGCGCCAGCGCAGAGCACAGAUUUGCAGAGACAUUGAGACUCUGUUGCCUUGCCACAGCGUGCGCAAUAAGUUUUCAGUUGGAACGCAACUAGCCGGUGACGCGAAUGGGCCUUAGAAGCUAAAGACUCACGGGGCACAUAGUAACGUAGUAAUCAGCAGAGCCAGCAGGCGUAGGCGGAUCCAAAACAGUUGCACAACUGCACUUUUUUGCUGCUGGAAAUCGGAGAAGUGCGCGCGGCGGAUUACAGUAAACGUGAACGUCAACUCGGCGGCUAAAACUUCGACGGGCUAAGAAUACGCGGACGCGAACACGACGUUAACACUUUAAUGGCGGUGCAGCGGUGUUUCUUUUAAUUUCGCGUCUGGCUUCCGUUGUUCCCGUGCCAAAAAAAAUCAAUAAUUCCGUGCUGUAUAAGUUACGGCGAAAGGUGCGCGGAUAUUCUGAAACUCGGGACUCGGCUUUCGGAUUUUCGUCGGCUCUCUCUCACCGUCGUUACCGUUACUCGCUAACUACGGAAAAUACAACCAGCCGAGAGAGUGUGGGCGACAAAGAGAGAGAGAGAGGGACAACUUACAACUACAAGUGAGAGAGAACGUAAACGUGAUUGAAAUUUUUGCACAAAAGAGAAGCGCCGCUUACGCUUUACACGCGCGCCAAAGCCUGCCCUGCAGUUGUGUAAAGACCACGGGAGAGAGUGCCAGUGAUUCAGGAAGCGGAAUCAGAAAACGAAGUAGCGCGUAAAAAUAACAAACAAAAAUACAUGCGGAGGCGUAUAAAUAGAAACAGCGUGUAGAGCGCAACGGCAAAAAAGUCAGUAGUAUGUAGUAAUAGUAGUAGAAGGAGAAACCGGAGGAGACAGAACAUCCAAGUCGACUGCGGCGCCGGCGCCGACGCGGACGCGGACGCUGACUGCGACUGCGACGUCGUAGUAAGUUUUUCUGCACUCUGUCUGUGUGUUUGUGUAUUUCGCGCGCGUGUGUGUCGGUGUUUGUGUGUGCUUUGCGUGGGUGCAACGUCGUCUACGCACAUAGCGUAGAAUGUGGAAUAAAUAAAAGUCCGAAGAAGAGGAGCUGUGGAAAAUCAUGAUAAAGUUUGUCAGGCAAAAGAAUCGCGAAAACUCACUAAGGGCAUCCAAAAAUUUUAUGCGAAAAAAGCGUGAAUCGAAUGACUCUGGCACCGAAUCUGAUGGUGAACUCCUCGAUGUGGAAAACCAACGUCACUUAGACGUGGAUAUGGAAACUAGUGUUGCUGGCCAACAAAAGUCAAUCACUGCUCCUGCAAUGAUGUGUCACCAGCCGAACUCAUCCUCAUCCUGCGCCCAUCUCAUGUACGACCAGCACAGUUCCGAGGAGGAGCUCGAGGUGAUCAACGGGCCGUCGUCUCAGGCAGGACAGCAUCCCGGCGGAACGGCGACGACGAAUGCGGCGAUAGCGGGUGGUGGUGGCGGUGGUUCCUCCUCAUGCACAUCCAGGAUCUCGAAUCGGGGCUGCAACUCUUCGUUGGACACAGAGGCACCGCCAUACGAGGAGCGUGCCACAACAUCCUCGAAUUCAAAGCGCUCCACCAGCUCCACUCUAAUGGUGGAGAAUCGUAAGCGUUCGCUGGCCCAUAGCUCCGAUGAUGAGCUUCGCAACUCGCUGGAGCCCAUAUUGACGCCCGUGAAUUUUCGUACAUCGCCGCCAUUGGAGGCAUUCAAGCCAAAUCGUAGCCAUAUGAUGUUCCGCUCCACAACGCCACUGAUAUUAUCGGAGGCCCGUUGUGGCAUCGAAAAUAUUCAAUUAUGUGAUAAUAGUGUUAACGAGGAGAAUGGCGGCGGCGACUCAGGAGCAGGAACAGGAGCAGGAGCAGCAGCAGCGGGAACGGGAGCUGGAUCAGAGGCAGUGGGAGCAACUAACAAGUGUGCCAAGAUUGGCACCGCAUCUGGGAAUGGAGGCAAUGAGAACGAGCCAACAACGAGCGUGAUUAAGGCGUGCAGCAGCUCCCUGAAGAUGAGCAAUAGCAGCCAUCACAUUUAUCAGCCGCAGCCCAAGUAUAGUUUCCACUACAAUAGCUCGAGAAGCAGUCCGGCAAGCACCACGGGUCUGGAUAUGGAUAUGGUUCGCUCGGUUAGUCCGCCAGCGAAGCUCUUUCAUUGCGCCAUAUCGCCGCGAAGGCGACCUAGCAGUAAUAAUGCCAGCGGCGGGGUAGGAUCAUCAGCCACAACAACGACACAAAAUGCUGCCAACUCCGGAAACGGAAAUGCCGGAAACGCCGCCGCCGCCACACAGAGACUGCAGCGACCGCAUCGGCCGUGUUUAGAUUUUGAUAAGAUGCAGCAGGUGAGCCUCUAAUGCAGAGAGCGCUAAAAGCAAGGAGUUCGGAAGCGGAUCGGGAUGGAGGAUGAGGAUGAGGAGAAACCGGGGAAAAUCAAAGACUUUUAUACGAAAAACACAGCAGAAAACUGCGAUUCGAGAAGAGCAAGAGUACCUAAGGAUUGAGGUAUGCCUCCAGAGAGAACUCCCCAGAGAGCAGAAAGCAGCAGGAGAACGGAGAAGAAGGAAGAUAUAUCAUCAAAUCAAAUUUAAAAAAUAUUUAAAAAAGGUAAUUCACAUUUUAAAAUACAAACCAAAUUAAAAGAGAAACCACUAAAAUUUACAAUAGAAAAGCAACAGCUAUUUUUUCACAACUUUUAAGCCUAAAGAAAAAAGUAUAAAAAAACAUGACAGAAGAAGGAUAGAUAGAGAGAGAGAGAGAAAGAGAGAGGAAAGCAGGGAAGAAAGCUUGAGAAGGCUGUAAAAAAAGCUAAGGAUAUAUAGGAAGGACUCACUUGCUAAUAGGAGAGAAGAUUAGAAAGCUCGAUGUAAAGGAGUUAAAGAACAAGAUAAAGCUGAGAUUUAGAUUGUAAACGAAAAAGAAAUCCAGUUCUGUGUAAACUGUAUAUAUUGUGUAUUUGAAGAAUUUUUGAAGAAUUGGCAAGCCAUCGAUAGAAGAAGCACAGAAGAAGGAUUAAGAUCGAAAAGAAAGUAUUUUAAUUUUUUUAAAACUGAUUGAUAUUGACAGAAGACUCGAAAACUUGAAAGAGAAAACAAAAUUAUAUUUCUAUUAACUGAAAAAACAGAAAGGGGAAAAAUGAAAGUAGGAAAGUGAAAAGGAAGGGAAAAUGGAAGAACAAAUAGCAACGGCAAAAAAACAAAACAAAAUGUGAAGCAACAAUAGCAACUGAAAGAUUAUUAAAGAAACACAAACUUUUGUAUCAAAUCGAAAGCCGAAGGUAACUGAGGUCGCUGCGACGACAGUUUAAAAACAGUUAAAUAUGUGUUUAAAUGUACAACAUAAAAUAGCAAGCUAUUUUAUAAACAAUAUUCAAUUUAAUCCAAACAAUUAAGAGAAAAACCAAGAAAACAAAAUACGAGACAACAAAAAAGAAAAAACAAAAAAGCUGCCAUCAACAUUCAUACAUUAAAGCUAUUCAGUUUUACCAAUAUUGAUUAAUUGAUUGAUUGAUUGAUGAUGAUAAACGCAACAAUUAAACAAUUGGCAAGUGUAAACUUUUCUUUGUCAAAGCAAAAACGAAAGAAAAUAAACCCAAUAUUCAAUUCCAUUAAAAAAACCAAAUAAAAAGCAAAAGAAUACUAAAACCAAUAAAUGUGUGCAUCCAUAGCAAAAAAGCAAAAGAAUUAAGCAAAAAAAAUACAUUUUUAAGUACCAUAUAUAAAUAUUAAAAGCAAGCAAAGAAUAUUCAAAACUAAUUGCUAAUUUUAAAUCAUAUUUAGUAUUUCCGUAUGGAAAGCCGACGAAAUUUCAGUUAACGCCAACAACAAAAACGUAGUCAAUGGUAUUUGAUAAUUUUUUCUCUCAAUAAUCAUCUCUAAAAAAACGUUUCACAGAAUCACACCCAACAACACUCAAAACAUUCAACCUACCAAAAACCAAAACAAAAACAACAGCAUAAUCCACACCACCAACACACAGAAUAUAUAUAUAUAAUAUAUGCAUAAUAAUAGCGAUGAGAUCGAAGAGAACCAUCAGGCAAAGUUAGGAUCGGGCUGGGAGCAGAAGUGUGACGGAGUGAUCAUAGAAAGGA